AUGAUGUAUAUAUUUUUCGAUUUUGUGCUCGAUGCCGGCUGGCCGACCUUGCACCGGCUACUUUUCCGCAACUUGUACCUAAGCACAACUUCCCAUUCUACCAUGGAGCACCCAGCGUUUACUUUGAGUGCCCUUUGCUCGAUUGGCGGCAUUAUGGGCUAUAUGCGCAAAGGCUCGCUGCCUAGUUUGAUUGGUGGCGUUGCCGUCGGUUCCCUGUACGGUAUUUCCGGAUACCUUCUCCGUGAAAAUGCCAACGGCGGUCUGGAGACUGCGUUGCUUGCCAGCGCUCUUCUCCUGGGUGCCGGACUCCCAAGAGCCAUUAAGCUUCGUAAACCAGUACCGCUUGGAAUCUCAGUUCUUGCUUUGGUUAGUUUAGGCUACUACGGAAAGAAAUGGUCGGAUUUUAAUAUGUAG
Messenger RNA from Wickerhamiella sorbophila, 414 nucleotides. RefSeq lists its product as hypothetical. Gene Ontology annotation, cellular component: membrane. NCBI's taxonomy places the organism in Eukaryota, Fungi, Ascomycota, Dipodascomycetes, Dipodascales, Trichomonascaceae. The transcript has a single exon. The record is from RefSeq and is a predicted model, not a curated record. Bases 1 to 414 code for a protein of 137 amino acids.